AUGUAUCUCCUUCAACAGGAUAUAAAUAUGAACAUAUCUGCGAUGGGUAAACAGUGGUCAAGUGGGGGCCGUCAGUGGGACCGUGUUGCCCUGCUCAGUUCGCACUUAUCCGCCGCUGUCGAAGCCGCGGCCAGCUCUUCGUACGUUCUUGAGACGUCCUCAUCGAAAAUGUUCUACCAAUUCGCCUGGAUUUUGUCACUAGUUUUGUUCGUGACUUGUACGACCAACAAUUCCGGCUUUGAAGAGCCCAGCGAUGGAGUCACCUACUUAACAUCAGAAGAGGUAGCAGCUCUGGGAAAUAUAACAUUGCUCCUUGCCCCACCUGCUAAUUGUGCCAUUGAAAAACACGAGGUUAGCUUAAGGAGGCACAAAGACUUGUCUGAAGUCUACUUUCCAAGAAGUACAAGAAUUGAUCGUUGUGGAGGAUCUUGUGUUCAACCAGAAAUCUUUAUCUGUGCUCCAUACGAGACAGAAUUAGUUUACUACAGAGUUUUCAUCAGAAGAUAUCUAGGAGGAAAGAAAUAUUCUCCGCCGAGAACAGAAUUUGUAUCAGUAGUCAAACAUCUUAAAUGUGGCUGCACGUGCAGGAGAAAAGCCAAGGAUUGCAGCCCAUUACAAGUUUACAAAGAAUCUGAAUGUGCUUGUGUUUGUACCAACGAUGACGACAAAAAGAAAUGUUUGGCCGAGAGUGGAACAAAGUACUGGAAUGCGCAAAAAUGCGAAUGUAACUGUUUAUAUAAAAGUGACUGUGUCACAGGCUUUUCCUGGAACAAGCAUACUUGCAGUUGUAUGCCAUUGCUAACCCGACGAACAAAUUAUGCUGCAGUACCCAACUGAGCAGUGUUAUCUAAAUAAUAAAUAAAUAGGCAAUUCGAUAUAUUUUCAUAGGGUAGGAACUGUUAACUGCCAUGAAAAUAUAAUGAGUUAAUUCAUGGCAUUGAAGUUAUACUAGGAUAUUAAGCA
This is a messenger RNA of Cimex lectularius (bed bug), 963 nucleotides long. RefSeq lists its product as uncharacterized. Gene Ontology annotation, cellular component: membrane. The record is from RefSeq and is a predicted model, not a curated record. The transcript has 7 exons. Lineage: Eukaryota; Metazoa; Arthropoda; Insecta; Hemiptera; Cimicidae. The coding region runs from base 1 to 837 and encodes 278 amino acids. Gene Ontology annotation, molecular function: growth factor receptor binding; growth factor activity. Gene Ontology annotation, biological process: positive regulation of protein autophosphorylation; positive regulation of cell population proliferation.